AUGCAUUUUUAUAAUACAGAAAAUAUGUAUCUACAUAUGAAUAAUCAAAUUAAUAAUUUAGAUAAUACAUAUAAUAAAUAUUUUAAUAUCAAUAAUACAUUUGAUAAUAGUGAAAUAACGAACUUAAAUAGAUAUCAUCUUAAAAGAAAAGGUUUUUUUGAGAAUAAUUUUUAUGCAAAUAAAAAUAAAAACGAUAUUUUAAUAAAAAUGGGUCAAAAAAGUGCAAAAAUACAAAAAAAUUCUAUAUAUGACUUAAAUAAUGAUAUAUAUAAUAAUAGAUACAAAAAUUUAAAUUAUAAUACAAAUGAAGUGAAAGGAUUUAAUUAUAAUUUGAAUAAUAUAAAAAUUUUAGAUGAAGAAGAAAAUUAUAAUGGAAAUAUAUAUAAAAAUAACACUAUUUAUGAUUUACAUAAUUAUGGAAAUAUUAAAUAUGGGGGUGUAAAUAAUGAAUAUAAAAAGUUGAAAGCAGAAAAUAUUAACAAUAAUAUAAACACUUAUAAUAAUAAUAAUACGAGAAAUUACAGUAUAAUGAAAGAAUUAAAUUAUAUUAGUAAAAAUAAUUUGAAUGAAUUGAACAAUAAUAACAAUUUUUCUUUGUAUCCAUAUAAGUCUAACAUGAGGUAUACUAACGAUAAUUUUGAUAUGGAAAAAAAGAAACUUGAUAACUUCAAUUAUUUAUAUAAAAAUAAUACUACUAUUAAUAAUAAUUAUGAUAUAAGUAACAAUAUUACAAACAAAAUAAAUACUAAUUUAAAUAGUAAUAUAAAUACAUUACAUAAUAAUUUCAGUCAAAAUAUAAAUAAAUUAAAUGGUAUAAAUAAUAACAACUAUUUAGCAAAUAAUUCUCAUAAUUUUAAUAAUAGUUUAACUAAUAAACAUAAUAAUAUUUUAAAUAAUACUAAAGAUAAAUACUAUGAUAUAGAUAACAUUAUAAAAAAAUAUAUAUCAAAAGAAAGCUCUGAUGAAAAUACCAAGUCAAAUUAUGCUUAUGCAAAUAAUGAAGCAUUGAAUGAUAUUUUAAGAAAUAGCGAUAAUAGUGCUAAUAAAAAUGCAUUAUUAUCUCAUAAUAUAUCAUUAUUAAAAAAUAAACAAAAAGACGAAGAAGAAAAAAAGAGAGAAAAAAAAAUAAAUUUAUUAAAAAACAUAAUAGUAACAAAUACAAAUAAAAAAUGUAAUAUUAGUUUUAAUGAUGAUUUUUAUGAUAGUAUGAUAAAUGAUAAUUACAAUUUAAAUAGCAGUUCAGUAGUAGAUUAUAAUGUAGGUAAUAUUUAUAAUGAUAUAAUUAAUAAAAAUUAUAAAAAUAAUAAAAAUCAAAUAAAUAACAUAUAUGAUGAAUCAAAUUUAAUUGAUAAACUAAAUGAAACACCAAGUCUUAUGAAUAAACAAAAAUUUAAAAAUGAAAUUAUUUUAAAUGAUAAUAACAAUAAUAGUAAUAAUAUUAAUAGUGCAGAUAACAUUUUUGAUAAUUUUAAUUAUGAUAAUACAUAUGAAAAAAUAAGAAAUAAUAAUAUGGAUUAUAUAAAAAAUAAAGAUAAUAAUUAUGAUUUUCAUAAAAAUAAUAUAAAUAUGUAUGAUAAUCUAAAAAGCAAAAUAAAUAAUACAUUAGGAAAUUAUCAAAAUAAUAUUAAAGAUUAUAAUACUCAUGAUUAUUAUCCCAUUAGUAAUAAAUUACCCAUUAAUAAAAAUCCAAAUAGACAAAACUUUGGUAGUAUAUUUGAAAAUAAAACUUUUAAUGAUAUAAAUGAUAAAAUUAAUAACAAUUGUAUUGAUAAUUUAAAUAAUAAUUUAUAUGAUAAAUAUAAUUAUGAUAUUAAUGAUAAAAUAAAUAAUGACUUGAAUAACAAUUAUAAUGAUAAAUUUAGUAAUAAUAUUUUUGGUAAUAAAUUAAACAAUAAUGUUAAUAACAAUUUCAAUAGCAAUUUAAACAAUGGCUAUAUAAAUAAUAUUAACAACAGAUAUAAUAAUAGUUUAAAUACCAAAUUAAGUAAUAUGAAUAUAUUUGAUAAUUUUAAUAAUGAUAAACUAAAUCUAUUAAAUGAAGAUAAAAAUAACAGUAAUUUAAAUGAAAAUAUUUUUAAAAAUUUUAACCAAGAUAACUUUACAAUAUAUAAUAGAAGAAAUUCUCUUUCAAAAAAUACAUACCUUCCAUAUGAUGAUUUCAGUAAUUUUAAAGAUGAUAAAACUUUUAAUUACAUGAAUAAAAAUGAUCCUAUUGAUAAUAUUGUAAAAAAUAAUAAUAUAAAUAUUUUUAGAGAAAGCAUAAAAAAUAAUGAAAAUUAUAUAGGCAAUAAUUAUUUGAACAAAAAUAAUGAUUUAAUUGAAAUAAAUAAGAUAUUUGAUAAAAAUAAUAGUGACAUUAAAAGAAAUAAUGUAAACACUUAUGAAAACAUUUUUAAUAUCAAUAAUAAAAAUAAGAGGUUUAAUUAUGAUGAUAAAAUAUUUAUGAAUAAACAAGAAGAACAUAAUACAUAUGAUAAGGAAUUUUUGAAUUUAAAUAAAAUGAAUAAUUUAAAUUAUGAUGAUUCUGUUUAUAAAAAACCUUUAAGUUAUAUAGAAAAAAAUAGUAUAGAUAAGAACAUUUUUUUAAAUAAUAAACGUGCAUUUCCUUACGAUGAUGAUAAUUCUAAAAAUAAGAAUACUAAUUUAAAUAAUUUAAUAAGUAAUACAGAUAAAAACUUAAUUUAUGAAAAUUUCAAUAACGUAUUUUAUAGUAAGAAUAAUUCUGAGCUUAAUUUAAAUGAUGCAAAAAUGAAUGCAAUUUGUUUUAACAAAAAAGAUAAAGAUAUUGUUGAUUUAAAACAUAAUUUCAAUUUCCUAAAUGAUAAAAAUAAUAAUUUCGGUUCUCAUAAUAUUAUUAACAAAAAUACUAAUGAUACUAAUAUUUAUAAUUUAAAAAAUAAUGAACAAAAAGAUAACAGAAUAAUAAAUACGUUAAAUAACUUGAAUGAAAAAAUAAAUAGAAAUAUACCUAGUAAUUUGAACACUUAUAUGAUAAGUAAAAAAGGUAAUGAAGAAAUGUUAAAUAAGGAUGACAGUUUUUUUCACAAAUAUAACAGACUAUUGAAUAAGGGAGAAAAUGAUGAUCCUUUAAAUAAAAACAGAACAUCAUUGAAUUAUGAUAUAAACAAAAAUGAUAUAUUUGAAAAUAAAAAUAUAUUUAAUAAUAAUUUAAAUAUUUUUAAUAAUUUUAACAGAAUUGAAAAUGAGAAUUCUAAUAAUAAUUUAAUAAAAUAUGAUAAUGAUAUUAAAGAAAAUGUUGUAGGAAAUAUCGAAAAAGAUAUUAAUAUUAGUAAUGUUAAAAAUCUAUUUAUUAAUUCAAAUGAACAGCAAAAUAAAUAUUCUAAUUUAAUAAGUAGUAUAAACAAAACAAAUAUAAAAGAACAUACUAACAAUUUAAAUUAUAACAAUAAAUAUCUAUCUAAUCAAAAUAAUGCAUUCAAUUCAAAUAUUAAUAAACAAGUAGUUAAUAAAGCGUUACCACCACUACCUUUUAAAAGUACUUAUAAGCCUAACUUAAAUAUGAGUCAAACAAAACUAAAGUUUUAUGAAAAUAAUAAACGAUCAAAUAAAAUAGAUAAUAUUGAUAUAAAUUUUAAUAAAAUAAAUGAUAUGGAAAACAAUAAUACUUACAUGAAUCAUUUUAACAUAAGUAGUAAUUAUAAUAUAAAUAAUGAUGAUACUAAUAUUUACAGUACUAAUAUUAAUGAUUUUAAUAAUUUUAAUAAUAUAAAAAAUAAAAAUAAUAUAAACAAUAUAAAUAAAAUAAAUGAUUUUAAUUUUAAUGAUAAAAUGAGAAAUAAAAGUAUAAAUUAUAAUUCAUUUAAAGAAAAUUUAACAACAUUAAAAGAAAAAAAUAUUUCAAAUAAAUUCUGGAAUGAAUCUCCAGGUAUAUUUAAAGAUAACAAUGACUUAUUAUUAAGAGAUGAUAUUAAGAACGCAAAUGAAAUAAAAGAAUAUAGCUUAAAAAAUUUAAAUAAAUUCAAUAAUAAUUAUUCUGAUCAGUAUAAUGUAAAUGAAAAUAAUCAGAAUAAUAAAUUCUUUUAUGAUAAUACAAAGAAUAAAUAUAGCAAUAUUAAUAAUAAUAAUAUAUUUAAUAAUGCAUUUUUAAAUAACAAUAACAUUUUAAAUACCCAUUUGAAUAAUAAUGUAAAACUUGAAAGAGAAGAAGAAAAUAUAACAAACAAAAAACAGAAUAGCUUAAAUUUUGGUAUUCUAAAGAGUAAUUAUAUUAAUAGUAAUAAUGAUAAAGUUAUAUCUCUUAGUAAUAAUAUUUCUAUGUUAUUAGAAAAAAUAAGUGAUGAUUCUGAUAAAAAAAAUAAUAUAGACUAUUUACAGAAUAAUUAUUAUGAUUUAAAUAAUAUGAAUAAUGACAAUGUUUUAUGUGUUAACACGAUAAAUUAUAACGAUAAUUUAAAUAUAGAUACAAGUAAUUUUGUUUUAUCAGAUAAUUAUUUAUGUCACUUUGGUUUAUCAACUUUAUAUAGAUGUAAAUUAAAAAAUGAAAAUUUUUCUUUUUUAAUUAAUGUUAUUGAUUCUUUUUAUUUAAAUAGUACAAAUGGCAAUGAUACUGUUGCUAAUAAUAUUCUAUUUCAUAAAAGAUUAAGACAUUUAAAUAUUUUAUCAUAUAAAGGAAAGACAGCUGAUAAAAAUAAAUUAUAUUUAUUAUUUGAAAAUAUUCAUGGAAACAUUUUAAAAUCAUAUUCGACUCCUUUUGAAGAGAGUAUUAUUGCAUCUUAUGCUUAUCAAAUAAUUGACCUACUUGAAUAUAUGCAUAAUAAUUUUAUAAUUUUUCAUGGUUUACUUUCACAUAUAAUAAUUGUACAAAAAAAUACGAGAGAAGAAUUAAUACAGAUUUUAAGUGAAAAAAAUAAAAAUAUAAGUAAAUAUUUUGAUAUUUAUAAGCAUGGAAUUAUUAAAGUAUUUAAUUUUGAUUUCGCUAAUAUAGAUGCAAAUGAAAAAGAUUAUGAAUUUGACUUUUUUUGUGUAGCAGUUUUAAUAUAUGAAAUGUGUACCAAAUAUAAUACCUACUAUUCAAAUAAAACUGAGGAUAUUGUAGAAAAGAUCCAUAAUACUAAUUUUUUAUUUCCUCAUUUUGUCUCUUUUGAAUUAAAAAAUUUUUGUUUUGAAUUAUGUUCUAAAAGAAAACAUUGUUUUAAUGAUCUUAAAAAUCAUCCAUGGUUCAAAAAAAAUUUCAAUUUUUAA
This is a messenger RNA of Plasmodium gallinaceum, 5202 nucleotides long. RefSeq names its product protein kinase, putative. NCBI's taxonomy places the organism in Eukaryota, Apicomplexa, Aconoidasida, Haemosporida, Plasmodiidae. The coding region runs from base 1 to 5202 and encodes 1733 amino acids. The record is from RefSeq and is a predicted model, not a curated record. Gene Ontology annotation, biological process: protein phosphorylation. The transcript has 5 exons. Gene Ontology annotation, molecular function: ATP binding; protein kinase activity.